Hordeum vulgare subsp. vulgare (domesticated barley) is the source of this 4252-nucleotide messenger RNA. Its product is annotated as auxin response factor 5-like. The transcript is spliced from 14 exons. Gene Ontology annotation, biological process: regulation of DNA-templated transcription; response to hormone. Gene Ontology annotation, molecular function: protein binding; DNA binding. Gene Ontology annotation, cellular component: nucleus. The record is from RefSeq and is a predicted model, not a curated record. Bases 421 to 3810 code for a protein of 1129 amino acids. NCBI's taxonomy places the organism in Eukaryota, Viridiplantae, Streptophyta, Magnoliopsida, Poales, Poaceae.
GAGAGAGAGAGAGACAGAAGAAGCGUCUCGGUUUUAACUCCCGACAGGCAGCAGCACACACGACGCACCAACCAGCGACAGCAAAGCCCAGAGACCUCAGCUGCAGCAGCUCACAACUCUCACCCCUCCCUCUCUCUCUCUCUCUAGCUCCUUCUCUCUCUACUAGUAGGACUAGACGGGGUCCUUGGCCUCCGUGUUGCUGCUGCUUCUAGUCUAGCUUGUCGGGACGGGGGCGCCGCCGCCGCUCGCUGGGGCACGGCAGCUUUGUGGAAGAGCCCGGCCGGCCAUCCAGCCAGCCGGCGACCGGGACCCAGACGGCGGAAAGGAGCGAAAAAAGAAGAGCUCGGCGCCGCGCGCGCUCCUCCGUGACCCAUGCGCGCGAGCCGCCGAAGCUAGCAAGCUCCCGCGUGGAAGGCGGCCAUGGCGCAGUCGCCGGCGAGCUCCGCCGUCGUCGGUGCUUCCGCUCCGAGCGAAGGGGAGCGGAAGGCGCCGGCGAUCAACGGGGAGCUGUGGCACGCCUGCGCGGGCCCGCUGGUGUCGCUGCCGCCGGUGGGCAGCCUCGUCGUCUACUUCCCCCAAGGCCACAGCGAGCAGGUUGCAGCUUCUAUGCAAAAGGAUGUCGAAGCGCACGUGCCGAGCUACCCCAACCUUCCCUCGAAGCUGAUAUGUCUUCUGCACAGCGUCACUUUGCAAGCAGAUCCGGACACUGAUGAGGUGUAUGCGCAGAUGACUCUUCAGCCAGUGAAUACAUAUGCAAAAGAGGCGUUGCAGCUGUCAGAGCUUGCACUAAGACAAGCGAGGCCACAGAUGGAGUUCUUCUGCAAGACGCUCACCGCGAGCGAUACAAGCACACACGGAGGCUUCUCUGUGCCUCGCCGUGCCGCGGAGAAGAUAUUCCCUUCCCUGGAUUUCUCGUUGCAGCCUCCGUGCCAAGAGUUGCAGGCCAGAGAUAUACAUGACAAUGUGUGGACAUUCCGCCAUAUAUUUCGGGGUCAGCCCAAAAGACAUUUACUUACUACUGGUUGGAGCCUCUUUGUGAGCGGCAAGAAGCUAUUUGCUGGUGAUUCUGUCAUAUUUGUUAGAGAUGAAAAACAGCAACUUCUACUGGGAAUCAGACGCGCUAACCGACAACCCACAAACAUAUCGUCUUCGGUCCUUUCAAGCGACAGUAUGCAUAUAGGGGUCCUUGCUGCAGCUGCACAUGCUUCUGCCAACACCAGCCCAUUUACCAUAUUUUAUAAUCCUAGGGCCAGUCCUACUGAAUUUGUUAUCCCAUUUGCCAAAUACCAGAAGGCAAUGUAUAGUAAUCAGAUCUCUUUGGGGAUGCGUUUCCGCAUGAUGUGCGAGACCGAGGAAUUAGGAACAAGACGGUACAUGGGUACGAUAACUGGAAUAAGUGAUCUAGAUCCAGUGAGAUGGAAAAAUUCCCAGUGGCGUAGCUUACAGGUUGGGUGGGACGAGUCGGCUGCAGGAGAAAGGAGGAACAGAGUAUCAAUCUGGGAGAUCGAACCGCUUGCUGCUCCCUUUUUCAUAUGUCCACAGCCAUUUUUCGGUGUGAAGCGCCCUAGGCAAUUAGAUGAUGAGUCAUUAGAGAUGGAAAAUCUUUUCAAGAGAGCAAUGCCUUGGCUUGGUGAGGAGGUAUGCAUAAAGGACCCUCAAACCCAGAGCGCUACAAUGCCCGGCCUGAGUUUGGUUCAGUGGAUGAACAUGAACCGGCAGCAGAGCUCCUCAUUAGCUAGCACAUCAAUGCAGUCCGAGUAUCUCCGAUCUGCGAGUAACCCUGCGAUGCAAAAUAUUGGUGCUGCCGAUCUUGCAAGGCAGUUAUAUAUGCAGAACCAUAUACUACAACAGAAUAGCAUGCAGUUUAAUCCUCCCAAGCUCCAUCAGCAAAUGAAACCUAUUAAUGAUUUGUCAAAUGCAGCACUUCCAUUGAAUCAACUAGGUGCCAUCAGAAAUCACCAAGAUCAGAAGCAAGAUCAGCAGAGGCAACAGCAGUCCAGUAUCCAAGCAAUUCCCCUAAGCCAGGCCCAGGCUCAAACUAAUAUUGUCCAGGCACAAGUAAUUCUCCAGAAUCAGAUGCAGCAACAAAAACAACCACCACCAUCUCCAACUCAAAACCAGCAUGGGGCCAGUGGCCAACACCUGCUUCAGUCUCAUCAACUGCAGGACCAGAAUUUGCAAAUGCAGCAGCAACAGCUUUUACUUCACCAACAGUUACAGCAGCAGCAGCAGCAGCAGCUAAAUAAGUUGCCUGGGCAGCUAGCUAAUCUGGCAAGUCAGCAAACACAACUGUCUGAUCAGGAACUCCACUUGCAGCUGUUACAGAAACUACAGCAGCAGUCACUGAUGUCACAAUCCGCAGUUACACUCUCACGAUUACCAAUAAUCCAAGAGCAGCAAAAUUUUCUUGUAGAAAUGCAACAGCAGUUGUCGAAUUCACAUUCACUUGCCCAACAACAAGUGAUGCCCCAACAAGACUGCAGAACUUCUUCACUGCAGACAACACAACUGCCACCGCCCAUUCAGCAAGAGCAGCAACAGCAGAAGCCUUCACAGAAACAAGUUGCACCUACAUAUGUGUCAGAAGCUGCCUUUCCACAGAUCUCUUCCACCAGUGUGAUCCCAAAAACUGGUAACACUAUGAUAGUUCCCGGUGCUGCACAAUCUGCACUUACAGAAGAAAUACCUUCUUGCUCAACAUCCCCUUCUACAGCUAAUGGCAGCCAUCUUGCACAGCCAACCAUUGGCAGGAAUGAGCAUUGCAAAAUCAGCACAGAGAAGGUGCCACACUCUACUGCUCAGAUGUCAAUUCUGACCCCCAUUGAAGCUGUAUCAGUAACUCCAGUAACGACCAAGGAAUUGCCAAAGUUAAAUAAUAGUGUUAAGUCAAGUGCGAUCUCCUCAAAAUUACCAAAUGUUGUGUCCGGCCUUCAAAAUUUUAUGAACAAUGCACUGCCAACAGACAACCUGGAAACAGCUUCGUCAGCAACUUCAUUAUGGCCUUCACAAUCAGAUGGACUUCUGCACCAAGGUUUCGCCACUUCUAAUUUCAACCAGCACCAGAUGUUCAAAGAUGAACUUCCUGAUGUAGAAAUUCAAGGUGUGGACCCAAGUAACAGUGCCCUCUUUGGGAUGAACAGUGAUGGCCCAUUAGGGUUUCCUAUGGAAACAGAAGGCUUGUUGGAAAAUGCACUUGAUUCUGUGAAGUAUCAGAAUCAUUUCUCAACUGAUGAUGAGAACAACUACCGGAUGCAAAAGGAUGCCCGUCAAGAGAUAUCAACCUCCAUGGUUUCACAGUCAUUUGGUCAAUCAGAUAUGGCUUUUAAUUCCAUCGAUUCUGCAAUUAAUGAUGGCGCCUUAAUGAACAGAAAUUCUUGGCCUCCUGCCGCUCCACCACAGAGGAUGCGUACAUUCACCAAGGUGUACAAGCGUGGAGCUGUUGGCCGGUCCAUUGACAUUGGUAGGUUCUCUGGAUAUGGAGAACUGAAUCAAGCUUUGGCCCGCAUGUUUGGUAUAGAGGGGCAACUUGAAGACCGACAGAGAAUAGGUUGGAAGCUAGUCUACACAGAUCAUGAGGACGACGUCCUACUUCUUGGUGAUGACCCAUGGGAGGAGUUUGUGAAUUGCGUUAAGUGCAUUAGGAUCCUAUCCCCUCAAGAAGUGCAAAAGAUGAGCCUGGAUGGUGAUUUGGGGAGCAAUGUCCUGCCCAACCAGGCUUGCAGCAGCUCAGAUGGAGGGAAUACUUGGAAGCCUCGUUACGACCAGAACUCCGGGAACCCUUCCAUCGGCCCCUAUGACCAAUUCGAAUGACCUGACUUAGAGGUGCAUUCACAUAGCUGUCAUUUUAACAUGUUGGUUAGUUGUUGUACUCACUAUUUGUCUUCGCCAUUACGGAUUCAUGUGUAUUACAGCCAUCAUCAAAGCUGCAAAAGAAAUGCAGUGAAGCAUGUAGUGUAGAUGCGUCAGCUUAUAGCUGUGAGGGAAAAUGCUCCUCAGAUUAGCUUUUCUUUUGGAUAUAUAUGUAGUUUUAUCAGUUGAAACGAGUAGUAGGAAUGAGAACUGAAAGCUUGCCCAGAGUUGUUAGAGACCUGAGACAGAGGGUUAGGCAAAUCUGAAGAUAGUAUGUUCUUGGGAAGAACAUUUGUACUGGACUAUUGUUGGGUUGUGUGUAGCCCUUGUUAAGGUCAAUAUUCUCAAACAGAAACUGCUAGGUUUACUAAAAAAUGAAACUGCGAUAACAAGUUUCUAUGUA